This is a messenger RNA of Fulvia fulva, 1089 nucleotides long. Its product is annotated as L-arabinitol 4-dehydrogenase. The coding region runs from base 1 to 1089 and encodes 362 amino acids. Gene Ontology annotation, biological process: D-sorbitol catabolic process. Gene Ontology annotation, molecular function: L-iditol 2-dehydrogenase (NAD+) activity; zinc ion binding. Lineage: Eukaryota; Fungi; Ascomycota; Dothideomycetes; Mycosphaerellales; Mycosphaerellaceae. The transcript is spliced from 4 exons. The record is from RefSeq and is a predicted model, not a curated record.
AUGGCGUCCUGCACAGAAGUUCUCACUCGCAAACCUCACAAUAUCGCCAUCUCAACGAAUCCACAACAUGGUCUAAACGUCUUGAUAACUGAUGUUCCGGAACCUGGACCGAAUGAUUGUUUAGUUCACGUUCGAGCUACGGGAAUCUGUGGAAGCGAUGUGCAUUUCUGGAAAAAAGGGAGGAUUGGAGAUUCGGUGAUUAAGCAUGAUUGUGGACUGGGACAUGAGUCGGCGGGUAUUGUGAUCAAGACGGGGAGGGAUGUGAAGGGCUUGAAGAUUGGUGAUCGAGUCGCUGUCGAAUGUGGCAUCCCCUGCUCCAAGCCUUCGUGUGAGCCAUGCCGCACUGGUCGAUAUAAUGCUUGCCCUGAGAUCGUCUUCUUCUCUUCGCCACCAGUCGAUGGCACACUGCGGAGGUAUCAUGUCCAUCCAGAAGCUUGGCUGCACAAGCUGCCCGGCUCCAUUAGUUUCGAGGAGGGCGCAUUGCUCGAACCACUUUCUGUUGCUCUUGCCGGCAUUGAGCGAUCUGGUCUGAGAAUGGGUGACCCGCUCGUGAUUUGUGGUGCUGGUCCGAUUGGGAUGGUGUCGUUGUUGUCUGCGAAUGCUGCUGGUGCCGCGCCAAUUGUGAUUACUGACAUUGAUGAGAAUCGCUUGAAGAUGGCGAAGUCGCUGGUGCCGAGGGUGCGGACUGUGCUGGUAGAGAAAGGUGUUGAGGCAAAGGCUGUCGGUGAAAAGAUCAAGGAAGCUCUUGGCCAGGAGGCGAAGCUUGUGAUCGAGUGUACUGGUGUUGAGAGUAGUAUACACUCCGGCAUUUAUGCUGCCAAGUUCGGUGGCACAGUGUUCAUCAUUGGGGUUGGCAAAGACUUCCAGAUGAUACCGCUCAUGUACGCCUCUUUUCAUGAGAUAGAUAUCCGGUUCCAGUUCCGGUACAGAGAGACGUAUCCGAAGGCCAUCAUGCUGGUAUCGGAAGGACUCAUAGACCUUAAGCCGCUUGUCACACACCGAUACACGCUUGACGAGGCGAAGCAAGCUUUCGAUACUGCUUCGACGCCGUCCGCCAGAGCAGUGAAGGUGCAGCUUUUGGAUGACUGA